This is a messenger RNA of Corylus avellana, 906 nucleotides long. Its product is annotated as CASP-like protein 2B1. NCBI's taxonomy places the organism in Eukaryota, Viridiplantae, Streptophyta, Magnoliopsida, Fagales, Betulaceae. The record is from RefSeq and is a predicted model, not a curated record.
AAGUAGUGGAAGUUUGUUGUUGGGUGUGAGACUUGACUUGCUUUCCUCUUGCUCUGUACUCUCUACUAGUAUCUUCUUCUUCUUCUGUUUUGAGUGUGGAUCUUGGGGAAGGAUGAGUUAUGUGGGUGUUGGUGUUAGUCCCGGCCCUCCCGGGAAUGUCCCAGUGUAUCAUAAUACAAAUGUGAAGCUAGCGGAUAGGAGCGUGCGAGUGGCAGAACUUGUUUUGAGGUCUGUGAUUUGUGCUUUAGGAGUUCUUGCAGCUGUUCUUGUGGGGACUGAUACCCAGGUCAAAGAGAUCUUCACAAUUCAGAAGAAAGCUCGAUUUACAGACAUGAAAGCUCUUGUGUUUUUGGUGAUAGCCAAUGGGAUAGCUGCUGCCUACUCUUUGGUGCAGGUGCUGCGCUGUGUUGUGAGCAUGGUUAGAGGAAAUUUGCUUUUUAGCAAGCCCUUAGCCUGGGCCAUCUUCUCUGGUGAUCAGGUAAUGGCAUACUUGACCGUAGCUGCAGUGGCUGCUGCAGCACAAUCAGCAGUGUUUGCAAAGUUGGGGCAGCAAGAAGUGCAGUGGAUGAAGAUAUGCAAUAUGUAUGGGAAGUUCUGUAACCAAGUUGGAGAGGGAAUAGCGAGUGCAGUAUUAGUUAGCCUUAGCAUGGUGGUCCUGUCUUGCAUGUCUGCUUUCAGUCUCUUCCGCCUGUAUGGUGGGAACAAGCAGGGCAAGAGCAGCGCAAGCUGGUAGGCCUUGAAGACACUCAGUUGUAACUAAUUGACCCACCUCUUUGCUCUUGGCUCUUGCGCACAUGGGUUUUGUGAUUUGUUGGUGUUCUUUCAUCUAUGUAUGAUGAUGAUUAAAAAGUUAGCCUUGUGACAGCCCUUUGAAUAUGACAAUAAAUGGAGGCUUGGGUUCUGUAA